Molecule: messenger RNA, 762 nt
Organism: Lasiodiplodia theobromae
Lineage: Eukaryota; Fungi; Ascomycota; Dothideomycetes; Botryosphaeriales; Botryosphaeriaceae
Product: Lactam utilization protein lamB
Exons: 3
Coding region: 1-762 (253 amino acids)
Biological process (GO): carbohydrate metabolic process
Source: RefSeq, a predicted model, not a curated record
AUGGCGCCUUCGAAGCACAAGGUCAAGAUCAAUGUUGAUUUGGGAGAGGGCUACGGCAAUUUCAAGUGCGGCCCGGAUGAGGAGCUCAUCCCGCUCAUUGACCAUGCAAACGUAGCAUGUGGUUUCCAUGCCGGCGACCCCCUCAUAAUGCAACAAACCGUCCGCCUCUGCGCCGCCCACUCCGUCGCCGUCGGCGCGCACCCGGGUCUGCCCGACAUCCAAGGCUUCGGCCGCCGCGAGAUCAAAAUGACCCCCGAAGAACUGACGGCCAUGACGCGCUACCAGAUCGGCGCGCUGCAGGCCUUCCUCGACGCCGAGGGCGUGCCGCUGCACCACGUCAAGCCGCACGGCGUGCUGUACGGCAUGAUGUACCGCGAUGCCGACGUAUGUAGGGCGGUGUACGCCGCGGUGCCGAAGGGCGUGCCGGUGUUUGGGUUGGCGGGCACGGUGCAGGAGAGGGUGGCGAGGGAGAUGGGGUUGGGGUUUGUGGCGGAGUUGUAUGGGGAUGUGAAGUAUACGGCUGAUGGGACGUUGGUUAUUGAUCGGAAGAAGAAGCCGUGGACGGCGGAGGAGACGCGCGCGCAUGUCACGUCGCAGGUUUAUGAGGGCGCGGUGACGGCGGUGACGGGCGAGAAGGUGGAUCUGCCGUUGGGAGACUACGAGGUUUCGCUGUGCUGUCACUCGGACUCGCCGGGGUGUAUGGAGAUUGUCAAGGCGUCGAGGGCUAUCAUUGAUGAGUUCAACGCAAAGACCUUCUCGUGA